AGUCAUCCCCCACCACAAAACCGCAACCCCCGCCGACCCCCCGCGCUUGUCGUCACAUGUAUACCGCGCACGAGAGAGAGAGAGAGCGAGAGAGAGGGUUUAUGCGCGUGUUUUGUUUACCGCGGUCCACAAUGGCAUACAAUAUUGUUUUUGUAGCGAGUUUCUUCCUCCUCAGAUUCAAUUUUUCAGAGGCUCAAAUGGUUCCAGCCAUGUUCGUAUUUGGAGACUCACUGGUAGAUGUUGGCAACAACAAUUUCCUAGAUCUUUCCGUUGCAAAGGCAACUUUGCCUUACUAUGGCAUCGACCUCCCUACCAAAAAACCGGCCGGCAGGUUUACGAAUGGCAUGAAUGCUGCAGAUUUUCUGGCUAAGAAAGUGGGCCUUCCAACUUCCCCACCAUAUCUUUCUCUGGUAAACGAGUUCAGCAAGAAUAAAAUGUCGUUCCUGACCGGUGCUAGCUUCGCCUCCGGAGGUGCUAGAAUCUUGGAUCGCACAGACCCGUAUGCGUUCCAGUCCGUGCAUUUGACACAACAAGUAGACUAUUUCUCAACUGUUUAUGAAGACCUGUACAUACAGCUAGGAUCCUCUGGUGCAGAAAGGCUUCUAUCCAAAGCAAUAUUUGCCAUUGUGAUUGGAAACAAUGACAUCCUUGGCUACUUCAGGUCGUCCGAUCUCCGCAACGAGACUACCCCACGGCAGUAUGUGGAUUCAAUGGUUCUCACACUAGAGGCAAAAUUGAAGUAUUUAUACAAUCGUGGUGCCCGUAAAUUUGUGAUUACUGGGAUAGCAACACUUGGAUGCUGCCCGGCAAGAAGGAGCGAGACCAAAAACGAAGAAUGCAAUGAAGAAAUGAAUUACUGGUCUGUUAAGUACAAUGAAGGCCUUGUAUCAAUGUUGCACGAAUUGAAAUCAGAUCUGAAAGACCUAUACUACUCAUACUUUGAUAGUUAUAAAGUCUUGCUCAACUUCAUCCAGAAUCCGGCUGCUUAUGGAUUUGUAGAGGUUAAAGCUGCCUGUUGUGGGCUGGGAACCCUUGAUGCAGAAAUAUUUUGCCUGCCAAUUGCAAACUAUUGCUCCAACAGAAGCGACCAUGUAUUUUUUGAUCGAGUCCAUCCUACAGAGGCAACUUAUCGCAUCUUUGUGGAUCAUAUUUUUGAUGGUUCAUCACAAUACACAUUUCCAAUGAAUAUGAGGCAGCUAGUAGCCAUUUAAGGGCUAGUAUGAGAACUAGAGUAUUUUCAGAAUACUACACUAUUAUUUAUUAUUUUAUUAUUAAUUUUCACAUAAUUUUUAUUACUUUUAACUACUAUUUAACAUUUUAUCAUUACUUUUUCAUUACUAUUUCCAGAA
Carya illinoinensis is the source of this 1349-nucleotide messenger RNA. RefSeq names its product GDSL esterase/lipase At5g55050-like. Gene Ontology annotation, molecular function: hydrolase activity, acting on ester bonds. The record is from RefSeq and is a predicted model, not a curated record. NCBI's taxonomy places the organism in Eukaryota, Viridiplantae, Streptophyta, Magnoliopsida, Fagales, Juglandaceae. Bases 57 to 1211 code for a protein of 384 amino acids. The transcript is spliced from 5 exons.